AGAAGAAAAAUGAAAUCCUGAGUGGAUAAUGGAAGCUAGUCUUAGGAGGGCGAGGCAGAGGAAGCGAUAAUGGCAAUAAGAGGCAUAGGAAUGUCGUUCUCUGCUCCAUCAACAACAAGACCCAUACUUUCCCUCAACCCACGAUUCCUUUCAGCGUCAUCCACAAUCCCAUUAUUUCUCGUUCCCAGCAGAAGCAGUUAUCUGUUAUUAUCGUUCUCUUUCAGCAGGCCCGAAACAGAGUGCCCUGUUCCGCACGAGCAGCAGCCCAUCAACGAGUACCAGUCCCUCUCGACUUCGUUCCCGUUCUCGUGGGCCGCCGGCGACGUGGUGGAGUACGCCUCGCGCCUCUUCGUGACGGGGGCGUCCUUCGCGCUGCUGCUGGGCCUCCCCGUGGCCUGGUUCGGGUCCGCCGGGGCCCAGGCCGAGCCCGCCAAGCGCCUCCUCUGCGCCGCCUCCAGCGGCCUCUUUGCUGUCACGCUCGCUGUCGUUAGGAUGUAUCUUGGCUGGGCUUAUGUCGGGAAUCGCUUGCUCAGUGCCACCGUUGAAUAUGAGGAGACUGGGUGGUAUGAUGGUCAGAUUUGGGUGAAGACUGCUGAAGUUUUGGCCCGCGAUAGACUCCUUGGAUCAUUUUUUGUCAAGCCUGUACUGGGCAGAUUGAAAAUUACUCUAGUGAGUCUUGCAACUUCAUUACUUGUAUGUGCACUUAUCCUCAUUAACAUUGAUGGGGACCAAAACCUGACAUCAAAAGAACCUAGAGUUCGAGUUGUACCUGGAGUUUACAAUGAUGAUUCUGCAAGAUUAUUUGAACCAGAUGCCUUUCGUGAUGAACUUGAUCUUCAAUAAUACAUGUUGACCGCUUAUACUAAAGAAUUAUCAACGCUGGACCCUCCAUUCAAUGACAGCAUGUAGUUAUUUGGGAGGAACGGGUGCUCCAUAUGUUCAGUAUCAAAUUCUAUAAUGUACAUAUCUUAUAUUUGCCUUUUUACACACCAUAUGUUUACUGUAAAGUUGAAAAUAAAAUGAACAUAUGUACAUUUUCAGUUUGCUGUGUAAUCCCUUUUUUUCCUUUUGGUCAA
Glycine soja is the source of this 1076-nucleotide messenger RNA. RefSeq lists its product as uncharacterized. The coding region runs from base 70 to 843 and encodes 257 amino acids. NCBI's taxonomy places the organism in Eukaryota, Viridiplantae, Streptophyta, Magnoliopsida, Fabales, Fabaceae. The transcript is spliced from 4 exons. The record is from RefSeq and is a predicted model, not a curated record.